Messenger RNA from Nicotiana attenuata, 1887 nucleotides. RefSeq lists its product as uncharacterized. Gene Ontology annotation, molecular function: nucleic acid binding; RNA-DNA hybrid ribonuclease activity. The transcript is spliced from 5 exons. Bases 1 to 1887 code for a protein of 628 amino acids. The record is from RefSeq and is a predicted model, not a curated record. Lineage: Eukaryota; Viridiplantae; Streptophyta; Magnoliopsida; Solanales; Solanaceae.
AUGACAGUACAGGUGAUUAUGGAUACUGAAUGCAGCAUUACAUUACAGUUAUCAAUCUGGAAGACGAAAGGAACUGAUCGUUUACACUUGUUUUUUGUGCAAAGUGUGACGCAGUUGAAAGAAUUGAAUUGUGGGAUUCGAUGUAUCUCUUGGAGAGAUAUGAUACUCCUUUCUUGUGGGGGUGAUUUCAAUGCUGGGUUUGUGAAAGGAAGAAGCAUAGUUGAGAACAUUUUGUUAACUCAAGAGAUUAUUACUGAUAUUCGGUUGAGAACUAAGGCUGGUCCUAAUGUUGUGAUAAAGUUAUACAUGACAAAAGCCUAUGAUAGAAUAUCUUGGCUUUUCUUAACUAAAGUGUUGAAGAAAAUGGGUUUUAAUGAGAGAUUCAUAGGCUUGGUGUAUGGUAUUGUGUCUAACAAUUGGUAUUCUGUGUUGCUCAGUGGUCAGCCGCAUGGUUUCUUUAAAUCAAGUAGGGGCGUCAAGCAAGGAGAUCCUUUGUCUCCUACUCUCUUUAUUCUAGCAGCUGAAGCUCUUUCUAGGGGAUUGAAUUCAUUACAUAGGAACUUCUAUUUUUGUGGAUGUGAUGCUACAUCUUUACAAUUGAUUAUGGAGGUUUUUGGUGCAUACGAGAUGGCUUCUGGGCAGCUUAUAAAUAAGUCCAAGUCUGCCAUUUAUCUUCACCAUUCUGUUGGUGAUGAAGUGAUUGAUAAAGUGCAAAGAAUCACAGGAAUUGGCAAGCAAGAAUUUCCAUUCACAUAUUUAGGAUAUCCAAUAUCUUAUACUAGGAGGAAGAUGGAUCAUUAUCAGGGAGUAAUCAAUAAAGUGCUGGACAAAUUACAAUCAUGGAAGGGGAAAUUAUUAUCAAUAGGAGGAGUUGCAGUUUUGAUAUCACAUGUGUUGCAAAGUAUGCCUAUUCAUUUACUUUCAUCAGUAAAUCCUCCUGGUUAUGUGAUCAAUAAGCUACAUAAGCUCUUUGCUAGAUUCUUUUGGAGUAAUUCAGUGGAUGGGAGAAAUUUUUGUUAUGAUGAAUCUAUUCACAAUGUAUAUGAUGUGGCUUCUAAUGGUGCAUGGGAUGUUGCAAAAAUCCAUCAAAUUCUGCCGCAAGAUAUUGCUUCUCAUAUCAUUGAUAAUAUUGGACCUCUACUAGUUCAAAAUGUCCUUGAUAAACCAAAUUGGAUGCUCGAAACAAGGGGGAAUUUUCUGUUAAAUCAGCAUGGGAUUUUUAAAGGAAAUGGAAAGAUCCCUAUUUCUACAACACUUCAAUCACUGGUGAAGGUAAGGGAACCUAGUCUCCUUAAGGUACCUCACAACUGGUCGGAAUUGAUACAUGUGAUGGAGAACUAUACACCUGCUUUGAAGACUACAAAAGUAAUCUGGAAAUAUCCUGAGCCGGGAUGGAUUAAGGUGAAUACAGACGGGGCUUCAAGGGGUAAUCCUGGGAGGAGUUCAUAUGGUUUUGUGUUGAGGAAUGAAGAAGGUGAGGUGAUGUAUGCAUGUGGGAAAGAAAUAGAUGAAGGAACAAAUAAUGAGGCUGAAGCUAGAGCAAUACUGGAGGCAUUAAGAUAUUGUUUGAAUCAUGACUAUGUGCUUAUAGAGUGGCAUACUGACCCGAUGGUGAUGACAAAUGUUUUUCAAGGAACAUGGACUUGCCCAUGGAAUAUGGAGAUAUAUGUCGAGGAGAUCAAGGAGAUGAUGACUAAAGGCAAUAUACAGAUUUCUCACACGCUUAGGGAGGGUAAUCAACUGGCUGAUCACUUAGCAAACUUUGCUUUGGAAUUUGGCCCUAUAGUAUGUCGUGAAUUCUGUGAUUUGGAUGUAUUGGGGAGAAAGAUCGUGAACAAUGACAAGUUACAAUGGCCAUAUCUGAGAAUCAAAGCCAAAAGGAGAUAA